This is a messenger RNA of Phascolarctos cinereus (koala), 1890 nucleotides long. RefSeq names its product sodium channel epithelial 1 subunit alpha (gene SCNN1A). Gene Ontology annotation, molecular function: ligand-gated sodium channel activity. Gene Ontology annotation, cellular component: sodium channel complex; plasma membrane. The record is from RefSeq and is a predicted model, not a curated record. Lineage: Eukaryota; Metazoa; Chordata; Mammalia; Diprotodontia; Phascolarctidae. Gene Ontology annotation, biological process: sodium ion transmembrane transport.
CCCAGCUGCCAGAUUCAACUGGAAAGAAACCAGUCCCUGGCUAACUACGGCUUGGGAGUAGGGAGCAGGAGACAACUCAGACCUCCUGGAACUCACAGUCCCUGAGGCUCGAGAAAGCUGAGCUGAGACAAAGCCUGAGUGGGCCCCAUGAAGGAGGAAAAAGUUGAGCAUGAGGGGCAGCACUCCGAGCCAGGAGGCUCCCAGGAGGAGGAAAAAGAAGGCCUGAUUGAGUUCCACCGUUCCUACCGAGAGCUCUUCCAGUUUUUCUGCAACAAUACCACCAUCCAUGGUGCCAUCCGACUGGUUUGCUCCAAGCACAACCGAAUGAAGACAGCCUUCUGGGCUGUGUUGUGGCUCUGUACCUUCGGUAUGAUGUACUGGCAAUUUGGCCUGCUGUUUGGGCAAUAUUUCAGCUACCCGGUUAGUCUCAACAUCAACCUCAAUUCUGACAAGCUCGUCUUCCCGGCAGUCACUGUCUGCACUCUCAACCCAUACAGGUACUCUAAGAUCCAAGAGGAGCUGGAAGAUCUGGAUCGCAUCACAGAACAGACGCUUUUUAACCUUUACAAGUACAACUCAUCACAUAGCUCCUCCAACAAGGCUCGGGUCCGACGCGAGCUCCUGAACACCCUACCCUAUCCUUUAGUUAAGAUUCAGGACCCCCACCCCUUCCACCAUCACCGAGCCUCUGGUGUCCAAGAGAACAACCCUCAAGUGGAUAAGAACGACUGGAAGAUUGGCUUUAUCUUGUGUAACAAGAACAAAUCAGACUGCUUCUACCAGACCUAUUCUUCAGGGGUGGAUGCUGUCCGAGAGUGGUAUCGCUUUCAUUUUAUCAACAUCCUAGCUCGUCUGGACUCCCAAGAUCUGAAUGAGGCUGCAUUGGGUAAUUUCAUCUUUGCCUGUCGCUUCAACCAGGCCUCCUGCAACGAAGGGAAUUAUUCCCAGUUUCAUCACCCCAUCUAUGGAAACUGUUACACCUUCAAUGGCAAGAAUGACUCCAACCUCUGGAUGUCUUCUACACCUGGAAUCAAUAACGGUCUGUCCCUGACACUACGAACAGAAAGAAACGACUUCAUUCCACUGCUGUCCACAGUGACAGGGGCCAGGGUGAUGGUGCAUGGGCAAGAUGAACCAGCAUUCAUGGAUGAUGGUGGCUUCAAUAUUCGACCAGGAGUGGAGACAUCUAUCAGCAUGAGAAAGGAAACCCUGGACCGACUUGGCGGUGACUAUGGGGAUUGUACCAACAAUGGCAGCAGCGACGUCAAAGUCAAGAACUUCUAUUCUUCCAAGUAUACACAGCAGGUGUGUGUCCACUCCUGCUUCCAGGAAAACAUGAUCCGGAAGUGUGGGUGUGCAUACAUGUCCUACCCAAAGCCCGAUGAAGUGGAGUUUUGUGACUAUAAGAAGCACACAGACUGGGGUUACUGCUAUUAUAAGCUCCAGGAUGCCUUCGCCUCUGAUAACCUAGGGUGUUUCGCGAAGUGUCGUAAGCCCUGUUUUGUAACCAGUUACGAGUUGUCUGCUGGCUAUUCCCGCUGGCCCUCUGCAACAUCUCAGGACUGGGUGUUCCAGAUGUUGUCAAUUCAGAAUAAUUACACCAUCAGCUCCAAAAGUGGUGUUGCCAAAGUCAAUAUCUUCUUCAAAGAGCUGAACUAUAAAACCAACUCAGAGUCUCCAUCUGUUUCGAUGGUCACCCUCCUGUCAAACCUGGGCAGUCAGUGGAGCCUGUGGUUUGGCUCUUCAGUGCUUUCUGUGGUGGAGAUGGUUGAGCUGAUCUUUGACUUCCUGGUGAUAACCAUCUUCUUGCUGCUCCGAAAGUUCCGAAGCCGCUACUGGGCUCCCAGCCAGACAGCCUAGGCAGUCUGGGUGGAAGCCACGGACUCGUCA